Messenger RNA from Pipra filicauda (Wire-tailed manakin), 1359 nucleotides. RefSeq names its product 1-acyl-sn-glycerol-3-phosphate acyltransferase alpha-like. Gene Ontology annotation, cellular component: endoplasmic reticulum; membrane. The record is from RefSeq and is a predicted model, not a curated record. NCBI's taxonomy places the organism in Eukaryota, Metazoa, Chordata, Aves, Passeriformes, Pipridae. Gene Ontology annotation, biological process: phosphatidic acid biosynthetic process. The transcript is spliced from 6 exons. Gene Ontology annotation, molecular function: 1-acylglycerol-3-phosphate O-acyltransferase activity. Bases 1 to 813 code for a protein of 270 amino acids.
AUGGAGCUUUUCCUCCUUCACUACCCAUUCACCUGCCUGUUCGUCGUGUUUCUAGUCCUUUACCAGGUGAAACCUGCAUUCAGAUUCUUCUGCAAGAUGACCUUCUACAAGCUGUGGUUCUUCACCAUAAGCAUUGGGGUUGUUAUCCUCAGUAUUCCUCGGGGACGGAACGUGGAGAACAUGACGUUUUUUCGCACAUUGGCCCUGCCCCUCAAAUACAUCUUUGGUAUCCAGAUAGUGGUGAAGGGCAAGGAGAACCUCAGGACUAAGAAACCUUUCGUGCUGGUGCUGAACCACCAGACCUCCCUUGACAUUCUGGCGCUGAUGGAGAUCCUGCCUCACCGCUGUGUGCCCAUUGCCAAGAAGGAGAUCCUGUACAUGGGCACCUUCGGCCUGGCGUGCUGGCUGGUGGGGACCAUCUUCAUCGACCGCAAGGACAGGGAGGGCUCCAUCAACACCCUGACAGAGGUGGCACGAUCCCUGCACAAGGACAACUUGCGCAUCUUGAUCUUCCCCGAGGGAACCCGCAACCACGGAGGCUCCAUGCUGCCCUUCAAACGUGGGGCCUUCCAGCUGGCUGUGAAAGCCCAGGUCCCCAUCAUUCCUGUAGUGUUCUCAUCCUACAACAGCUUCUACAACCAGAAGGAGAAGAGAUUCACCCCAGGAAAACUCAUCAUCCAGGUCCUGCCAGAAGUGGAGACCCUCGGCCUGGGCCCGGACGAUGUCCCCAAGCUCACCGAGCAGGUCCGUGACUCCAUGCUCACCAUCUACCAGGGGAUAUCAGGAAUGACAAACGGAGCUUCCCAUCAGUGAUCCCCUCUCCCAGCUCCAGCUGUGUGUGCCACAGCCGAGGGGGAGGCCAUGGCAACCACAGGAAGGCCUGGCAGCAGAGACAGCCGUGGAUUGCAACCCCGACGUACCAGAGACGGGCUAAACGUCCACCAAGGAGGAGAAGCUUCCAAGUGGAGGUGGUGGUGAGAGGGUUUUGCCAUGUCCCUUCCAGGGAACUGUGCCACCUGCAUGGACAGACAUACCACGGGCAGCUGGACAUUCCUGUCCUCAUAACCAUGGGAACAUGUCUCCAGCUGGACCCCAGGCAGAGCUGGACCCUUCCUGGGAUCAUCACUGCCUGCUUAUCAUCACCUUUUCCUAUUCAGAGCCAACAAGGUGGAGACAUCUAUCCCAAUCCUGUGGCCAUCCUGCCUGAGGAAGUGGCUGCCUUGGGGUUGGAGGGCUGCCCCACUCCCCUGGAAGCACACUCAGGAGAAGGCACUGUCUCCCACCUUUUCCGUGGGGAGGAUUUGGGAGGAAGCCAAGGCAACUUUGGGAGAGGGGAAUUAAAGCCCUUACAUGUCUGCA